AUGGCCGGAGAGUUGGAGCCAAUGCUGUCGAUCAAAGGAAGAAGUUCUGAUCUGGAGCUGCAACCCUUUGCGCAGGAGGAGCCAGCUGCUUCAAGGCGGUGUUGUGGCCCUGGCUUUGUGUCAUCAUGCAGCAACUUCUCCAUCCAGUACAAUUACACGUGUGCAAGUAUAGCGGCGGCCAUCAUGCUGUCUGAUGGUGGCAUUGUCGGUGAACAUGCCAAUCCUGAUUUUCCCCAACCUCCUUGGGUUGAGCGCUAUUUGCUAGGUGCUGUCUUCAUGGGCUCCGUAAUCGGAAUGCUUCUGAUGGGGUACCUGGGAGAUUUGAUGGGAAUCCGACCAGCGCUUAUUUUGGCGAAUGGCUUGACUGCUUUGGGUGCCCUGACUUCAUCUCUGCUUUCAUGGGGAUCUUCAGAAGUGGUGUGGACGGUGAUUUUGGUGAGCCGCGUCAUUCUAGGAGUUGGGGUGGGUGGCAACUAUCCCCUCAGCGCGGCCAAGGCUGCAGAAUCUGGCAAAGACACCCAGGUUGAUGCAGUGCAGGCGGCAAAUCAAGCGGCCCGAGCUUUUUUUUGGCAAGGACCUGGUCAGCUGGCACCAUAUAUGGUUGCCCUUCCCUUGCUGUGCUUGCCCAGUGGCGAGGGCAUCACCUCCGUCCAAUUUCGGCUCCUCCUUGGCAUUGGAGCAUUUCCUGCUGGAGUUGUACUUCUGCGUUCAUGGCAGGAGGAGGAAAGCGACCCACGGCCAGGAGCUCGAGAGAACAUCGGAAGGCGAGAAGAACUGCACAACCUGCGUCAUUGGUGGACGUUGAUAGGCACCGCAGGCUCAUGGUUCUUCUUCGACGUUGCAUUCUACGGCACGGUGAUCUUCUCUCCGACCAUCCUCUUGAAGGUUUUUGGAGAAAUGGAGUCGCUGUCGAUGCUUGCCGUACAGGCUGCAGCCAUGAUCAUGGUCACAAUCAUUGGAAAUACUGGGAGUUUGGCAGUCGUUCCGCGCAUCGGCGCAAAAGCCUUGAACACCACCGGACUUACACUCUGCUGCUUAGCCUUCGCAGCGUUCGCUUCUGUCUACCAGUACUGGCAUGAUCAGCAUGCCCUUCAGUUCGGCCUCCUUUGCACAGUGAACUUGGCACUUGCCCUCCCGAACAUCGCCACAUUCAUGCUACCUGUUCUACUUUUUCCUCGCAGUGUCAGAUCAACUUUCCACGGUAUUUCAGCGGCUGCUGCCAAAAUUGGGGCCCUUGUUGGAACCAUACUUUUCCCAGCGCUAGAAGGUUAUGGCAUUCCAACGAUCAUGUUCACGCAGGCCGUGUUGUGCGGCUUGGGUGCAGCUUGCAGUUAUUGGUUUCUGGAUGAAAGUGAUGUCGACUACGUGAAGGUCGAGAUGUCUACUGAGCAGGUCCAGUUCCAGUUGGUCCAGACCAUUGGCACCCUCAGCCCCAAUGCCCUGUCAGAGGAGCUCUCUGUGGAUGACGAAGACCUGCGAAAUCGGCAACUGGCUGGCUUUGAAGAUGUGAAGGGUCAAAGUACUCAGAAAGUGGAUGAAGAGCAAGCGUGCGAAGUCAGCUCUAGCUCUACAUCACCCACCACAUCACCCAAGACCAGCGUCCCUGCGAAAAUGAACGCUGUGCAGCGAAUGCGAUGGUUGCUCAGGCGUUAA
This is a messenger RNA of Cladocopium goreaui, 1653 nucleotides long. The record is from the annotation of a GenBank genome assembly. Lineage: Eukaryota; Dinophyceae; Suessiales; Symbiodiniaceae.